GUCCGUUGUGAUGUGGACCGAGAGAAUCCGCAUUAAAAAUUUACCCCGAUGAACUCUGAUACUACGAGAAAUCGUGUCUCUGUAAGCCCACCAGCGGAGCGCGGUGGAAGGGCCCGCAUCCGAGUCACAAAUGCCUGCAAGCAAUGUCAGCAACUAAAGAGGCGUUGCGACGGCCUGAAGCCUUCUUGUCAACAUUGUUUGAAACUCAACAAACCCUGUGAAUACGUCGAGCGGAGAGGCCGAGGAGUUGCAAAACGCAAAAAUGACAUGACUAUGCUGGAGGAGCGAUUGAUGAGGAUAGAAGCAUCUUUGAAGGAGCAAAGCACCGAAGAGAUACCUGCACUGGAUGAAGCGGCAACACAAUUAGAUCACCACUCCAUAGUUGAUCAGGCUGCUCCAUCGGGUCCGCAAAUUCAUCCAUUCAUCCAAACUACGAAUAGUCACCUUGAACGAGUUAGUCCAGCGCCCGCGAGUGCCUCGGAGGGUGACAGCAAUGCGAUUCCACUCGACCAAAAUUUACCGUCCUCAGGGAGUGGUCCGUCGAACAGCAUCCAGAUCUUCUCAACUUUUGCAACAGAAGUCCACAACAACGUCCAAAAGUCCCGCAGAGAUUUAGACAGAGGCCCGUUCCAGUGGAAAAUAUUCGCUCAACUUCCCGUUAAACUGCUGGUCUUGGACCUGAUACUACAAGCGAUGCCUUCUCUACCAUUACAAAGCAUAUUAUAUCCACGAGAUUUACUUCAAAAUCUGCCUUGCAAUCCGCCUGGCCUCACUACAGAUGGAUCAAACGAGUUCUCAUCGGUUCCUGAGUGGGCUUUAACAAAUUCUCUCUUUGCUAAUGCGAUGAGACUAAAAACGGCUCUGGGUUCACUCAAGGGUUUAUCCCCAAUGAUCUGGGGCUACUUCAAAAAUGCAUUUUCUGUCUUCCCAGAACUUGUCAUCCAUACCUCAGAACUGCCUGCUUGUGAGGCUCUAGUCUCUAUGGCUAUGUUCAUGCACGGAACUGCUGACGUACGCGUCGCAUUGCAGCUUACUGCCGCUGCGACUAAUCUGGCAUAUUGUUUGGAUCUCCGUAGUAUGUGUCUAGACUCUGACGUUGGUGAGAACGAAGUCGAACGCUACAGGCGAUUAUUUUGGACAACUUACCUUCUCAACGCGGACAUACUACAUAAGUACGAUGUACCCUCGCCCGUACACAGCGAAAAGAUGCUCCCCCCGCUACCACAAGAAGUCGACAUUGGCGACGGACUGCCUGGCUACUACAGAAAACUAGCGGAGAUUAGUAUCAUACAAUGUCGCCUUGAUAAUGCAUUAUCAGCGAGCCGAUCUCUGGGACAAACCAACGGCGGAGUGCUAGAGACUGCCAGAUCCGUGCUCAACGACCUUCAAGGAUGGAGGAAAAGUCUCCCAGACCAUCUUCAGCAUUCAAACGUUAUACAAGAGCAUGACUUUGCGGUUUCGGUCAUGGUAUUACAUAUGAAAUACUUCAGCUGUGCGAUCAAGGUAUACACACAUAUAUCCCGAGGCGCACUAUUCGGUUUUCCAGCUCUGGAAGAUAUUACCAGCAACACGCCUGGACAAAACACCUCAAAUACAAGAUUAUCGUUCGACAUGGUUAUGGCGCGCAAUGCCGCCUUGGAAACCAUGAACCUAUUUCAACUACUGUCUCUGCAGCCGUUCGCGCAGAUCUGGGAACUGCUAUGUUACCCGCUUGCCGCUACCUUGUUGCUACUGUCAUGUAUACUAUCUAAUCCAGAAGCGCCCGAAUCAAAGAACGACGUUGCAUCGAUUAGAUCCUUCAUAGAGUUUUUGGGAAAGCUGUGUAGAAAUGGUAAUGACUUGCUCAGGGCACUGAAUGGAUGCAUCGACUUUCUCAAACUGGCAACAUACGCUAUUGAACAUUGCGAGAUCGAUGAGCAUCCUACAGGGUAUGAAGAAAUGUUCACUCAGGAUGAGGUGGAACAAAAGAUAGAGUUACUCCGCGAUAGAUUAGGAAAGGUGGUAGAUUUCAUGCAUCUUGCGCAAGGUUUGUUAAGCAAUGUUCCUAAAUUGCGUCGGGAAAUCGUGCUCAUUUUCUCGGGCGUGGUUGAUGUGGAGUCAGUGGAUGGCGAGUAUGGGGCUUUUGUACCCGAGGUGCUCAAGUCAAGUACUCAUAACUUCACGUUUGCAGCCUGAUGCCGUACUAUAACAUUAGGAUAACACGGGUCCUUCCAGCUUGUUUAAUAUCAUUCUUAAAGAUCUCACGUCACAGUUACUUGUAGUUAAUACAAUAAGCUGUAUAAUGAUGUCGCGGUGCUUGUCGCUUUUGCUUUAACCAUCGUUGUUAACGACUUAUUUCGCAACCUCGGCUAAUGUACAUUCCCUGUCGUUUUCGAACUGGUAUCACCGAU
Molecule: messenger RNA, 2390 nt
Organism: Aaosphaeria arxii CBS 175.79
Lineage: Eukaryota; Fungi; Ascomycota; Dothideomycetes; Pleosporales
Exons: 6
Coding region: 49-2175 (708 amino acids)
Biological process (GO): regulation of DNA-templated transcription
Molecular function (GO): zinc ion binding; DNA-binding transcription factor activity, RNA polymerase II-specific
Source: RefSeq, a predicted model, not a curated record